Molecule: messenger RNA, 3969 nt
Organism: Adineta ricciae
Lineage: Eukaryota; Metazoa; Rotifera; Eurotatoria; Adinetida; Adinetidae
Source: the annotation of a GenBank genome assembly
AUGAUAUCCAAUUUAAUCGCUCAAUUUUGGAGAUCAUUCCUUCAAUUAAAUCUUUUCAAGAAACGUUCAAGUACUGAGCAAACACUUUUAAAAGAACAAAUUGCCACUCGUCUUUAUGUUUGUUCAUUAAUUCUAAUUUUAAUUACAAUAGCAAUUAUUACUGGAUGUAUGAUACGAACAGUUGAAAAAACUGAAUCCGAACCUUCUCAAACACGAUUUUUACAAUUAUCAAAUAUAUAUUCAAAUACUUUGAAUUGUCCAUGUUCAAAAUAUGCAAUCAAUUAUCAAAAAUUUGUGACGACUCAUGUUCAAUUUCAUCAAGUUUGUUCAAGUCAAUUCAUUGAACAAGAAUGGUUUGAUAUGUUAUUUACAAAUACAAAUAUUUCAUUAGAAUCAACAACAGAUGAUUUUCGUAUUACUUUAAGUUUCUUUUGGCAAACUAUUGGAGGUUUAUGCAAUGCAAGUCAACAAAGUUGGGAAGAAGCUGCUGCAAGUUUUAAUGCAACACGUUUUCUUAGUCCAAAUACAUUAAAUGAAGAAAUUCUUCGAAAUCAAGUUAAAACAACAUUUCAAAGUCAAAUUGAACUAUCUAAAAUAACAAUGAAUCGGACUUUACUUGUUAUUCGUCGUAUGACAAGUGGAAAUCAAAUGGUUUCAGGUUUGCAAACAAAUUUUCAAUUCUAUACUACAUCUUAUCAUAAUGGAGUUCGAACAGCACCUCGAAUAUUUGAUAAUUGUUCUUGUAUAAAUAUUGAAGGCUGUCCACGUCCUGCUACGUUUAUUGAUAAUUCUAAUAAUACAAUAAUAAUUCCAGGAAUGAUUAGAGAUUGUUUAUUAUUAGAUGCAACAUUUUCUUCAACACUUGAAUGUUAUUAUAAUCAAACAUGUAUUUCACUUUUACAUUCAUCAUUAUCUAUUCAAAUUCAACCAUUAUCGAAUAUUUCAUUGAAACAUUUUCCCUUAAAUUCAGCAAUUGAAAAGAUUUUAAAUGAAUUAAUGAUUGAAGAAAUGAUUAUUAAUGUUCAAUAUGAUUCUUAUUAUUCUGAAUCAAUUGAAAAGAUUUUAAAUGAAUUAAUGAUUGAAGAAAUGAUUAUUAAUGUUCAAUAUGAUUCUUAUUAUUCUGAAUCUAAUCCUCAAUAUUGUUCAUAUUCAUAUACACGUCGUUUUAAUAUUAUCUUUGUUAUUACAACAAUCAUUGGUAUUUUUGGUGGUUUGUCAUUUGGACUUCGAGUUUUGGCACCUUUAAUUACAAUUAUCAUAUUACAUUGGGAAAAUCGUGCUAUACCUAAUACGAUUCUACCACAAAUUGAAACAUCAAAUCAAUCUCGAAGUACUGGAUGGAUUCGUAUUCGAUCUGUAUCAAAACAUGUAAAAGAAUUUGUAGUUUCUUUAAAUAUUUUCGAAAGUUCAACAGUACGUACUUCAAAUAAUAUUUAUCAUGAACAAUUAUACACAAGAUUCUUUAUUUUUCUUACAAUUAUUUGUUCAAUUGAACUUGCAUUCUACAUUUUUCUUACGGAACAAAAUCAAUCGAUAAUUGUUGAACAUCCAUCUCUUACUACUUAUGAACAAUUAUAUGAAAAACACUUCACAACAUUACAAUGUCCUUGUUCACAAAUAUCAAUGCCAUAUCAAUCAUUUAUGAAUGUUUCAUUUAUUUUACACCAAGUUUGUUCAAGUGAUUUAGUUUCAUCGGAAUGGUUAAAUUAUUUAAUAUUACUCAAUCCAAUCGCUGUACCAGCAAUGUACGAUUUUCCAGGUACUCGUGAUUUUCGAGAAAUGGGUACUUCUUAUUUUCAAUUAUUAUCAACUUUUUGUUCGAUGAUUGAAAUGAAUAUUAAUGAUGCACAACGUGUAUUUAGCAAUACUCAAUUUAUCAAUGAUCGUGUUCUUUCUUCAUCAUUGUUUUUUGAUAAAACUCAGGCAAUAAUCGAUUUAUUUAUUAAAACAACACGAAAUAAUUUUGCAAGAACAAUUGAUUGGAUUAAUAUUGCAUUUAGUGCUAGUCAUUUCUUUAAUGGAGCAAAUACUCUUUCUCAAAUAACUAUAACUACUGACAAUAAACUAUAUAUUUAUUUCGAUACUCAUGCACAAUAUACGAUUUUUACAGAUACAUUUAUCACGAGUACAAGUUCGUGUUCGUGUGCAUUUAGGUAUGAUCAUUGUUUUCUUAUACCUAUAUUACAUCCAAAUCAAUCACAUUUGGAUCGAUUUCCAGUAAAUACAUUCUUUCAUGUAAUAGAAAUAGGUUGUGUACCUUUAACUGGUUUUCUGAAUUCAAAGAUUGGAUGGUGGUAUAAAGAUAUCAAUUUUCAUUAUAUUCGAGAAACUUAUGCACUCAUUAUCGAUUCUCAAUCUCCACCAAAGAUCCAGGCUCUUAAUGUAUCAAUUACCAGUCGAUUUAAUGAUACAAUAACAAAUAAUUUAGUUCUUGAACUCUUCUCAGAAGAAUUUCUAACAAAUAAUACACAUUUUGAUCAAUUUUAUAAUCAAUGUGCACCUAUAUCAUGUACAUAUUCACGUAUACAACGUCGUAAUAUUUUAGUAGCUUUACUUCUUUUUGUUGCUAUAUGUGGUGGUAUUAACACAAUCUUACGAUUACUUAUUCCAUUAUUCGGUAAACUUUUCUUUUCUUCUAUUAAUUGGUGGAAAGAACGUCAUUAUCGACGUGAUAUUUCAAUAUGUGAUUAUGUUAAACAUUGUUUUAUUAAUAUUUAUCAAUCAAUGAAAACUUUAAAUCUAUUCUCAUCCGAAAUAACUGAUGAAAGAUCAAUUCUUCUACAACAAAUCUAUACUCGAGUUUAUUUAAUUCUUUAUUUAACUUCUCUUGGUAUUUUAUUAUUUUAUACGGCAAUUAUUGAACGUAGUUUAACUCAAACAUAUUCAGUAUCUUCAUUAAAUGAUUAUCAACAAUUAUUAAUCGAUCUUAAAACAGAUCAAAUCAAUUGUCCUUGUACGCGUAUUUCAAUUCCGUAUGGUGAUUUUGUUACUGAACUACGUGUUAAUACAUUUCAUGAAGCUUGUUCUACAGAAACAGUUGAAUACAUUAUUCAGGCUGGAACACCAGACUAUAGUGAGAAUCUACUGAGUAGAGACGAUAGGUUUUCUGCGUGGAAAUAUUUCUUCAUGGAUUCUUUUAAAUUACUCUGUUCAUUGGCUCAGAAUAGUGUUGAAAAUAGUAUUGCUGUUUUUCUUGCAUCAACAAUGUUAACUAAUCAAUUACAAAAGUCGAAAGAUUUCACUCAAGAGAUCAAUGACACGAUCGAUCAAUUUCAACAAAGAAUACCAAUGCUUUUUACUCAAACAUUAAAUCUUAUUCGAAUGACGACACAAGGAAAUGCUCUUUUAUCAAUGUUUUCAGCAAAUUGGGAUAUAGUCAUAGAUGAACAAGAUGCACUAUCAAAUAAUACAUUUCUUACGGUUCCUGUUGUUUAUCAAAAUAUAGAACAAAAUACGAGUUGUUCCUGUGCAACUUUACGAACAUGUUCAUUUCCACUAGCAUAUCCUCCUUCUAACGAAUCGGACAAGUUGUUUGUAGAUGGUUUAUUCUUUGGAUGUAAUUUGUUGGAAACAGUUUUACUUUCAUCAUUCUCUUGUUUUUAUUCUUUAGCUUGUAUUACAGAUUUCCGACAUAGAUUGUUUAUACCUAAUGAAUUAUAUGAUUACACUAUACAAUUACAUAAUUCAUCAACACGAUUUAAUAUCAAUGAUACAAUUGAAAAAUUAGCAUCUGAAAUGUUUAUUGAAUCAUGGACAAGUAGUAUGUCGUAUGAAAAUUUUUAUGAUAGUUGUUCUCCAACUUAUUGUACUUAUACAUAUUAUUAUCGAUUUGAUGCCUUUGAAUUGCUAGCAACAUUUUUAAGUGUAUUUGCUGGUUUGUCAACUGCAGUUCGAUUUAUUAUUCCCCAUCUGGUGAAAAUAUUUCAAAAUCUUCAACGUCGUAUUCGUGUCACUCCAAUACAAUCAUAA